Molecule: messenger RNA, 3112 nt
Organism: Actinia tenebrosa (Australian red waratah sea anemone)
Lineage: Eukaryota; Metazoa; Cnidaria; Anthozoa; Actiniaria; Actiniidae
Product: mucosa-associated lymphoid tissue lymphoma translocation protein 1 homolog
Biological process (GO): proteolysis
Molecular function (GO): cysteine-type endopeptidase activity
Source: RefSeq, a predicted model, not a curated record
CUUCCUGCUUUUGGAAAAGGGAAAUUUCCCUGUCAUCAGAGUGCAUUUGUGGAAUGAUUUAAGCUUCCUUUAAUACGUCAGAAAUAUAAAGAAUCCUUAUUUUGGUGUAUUCUUCAACUGUAAGUCGAUGGUUUGUAUUUUUUUCAAAAGUCAUCAUUCCUUGGAUGUUCUUCGGUAAAAGUAAGCGUUAAGCAAUUCGUUUUGUGCACAAGUACGGUCUACAACCCGACUACAAAUAAGCAAUCAUGUCUAAUGAUGACAAGCAAAAACGUCUGAAUGAUCAGAUACGAAAACUGCCAUAUUCAAUUAUACAAAAGCUGGCUCAAUUUCUUGAUGACCCUGAUGAUAACACCAUGAACUGGAAGGCUCUCAUAGCUGCGAUGCCUGAUGACACCUACACAAAACAACAGGUAAAUCAGUUUGACAGAGCUGGAAUGAACAGAGGUGGUAGCUCAACUGAAGCAUUGCUGCAAGAUAUGGGUCACAAAUGUAAAACUGUCAAACAGCUAGUCGCUUAUCUGGAGGCUAUUGGACACAUGGAAGCACUUGAACUUCUGAAACCUGAUGAGGCAGUGGAAAUAAUUGACCAUCCAAAGUCGCAAGUCGUACAGGAAGGCAAGAAAGUAGAAAUAGUGUGUAAGGCCAUAGGAUUCCCACCACCUCAGUUUUUGUGGCUGAAAGAUGGAGCUGAGUUUCGACAUGGUUGUGAUAACAAACUAGUUUUUAAAAGUGUCCAAGUAAGAGACAGCGGAAAAUAUACAUGCAUCGUGAGUAAUCCAUUGGGGACUGAAAAAUCCAAGGUUGCUGAACUUCAGGUACAUGGAACACCAAAAUGUACUCAUCCUCCAACGAUUGUUGAACAUCCACUUUCUGCAGUUAUCCCGGUUGGUCAAGACUAUGCUUUGGCUUGUCGCGCAAAGGAGACUUGUAACUAUCAGUGGUUCAAAGAUGGCUUUGAGCUUUGUGACGAGCGUUCUCAAGAAAUAAGAUUUUUCCCCUUUAAAUAUCAAGAUGAGGGAAACUACGCGUGUAGAGCAUUCAACACUGAAGGCGAUGCUUUGUCUAGAAUAGCAACUCUGCAGUCUUAUACAGAUCCAUCAGAGGCGAUGAGGAUCAGAAAUCCAGGACAAAGACCGCUGGAAUUGACUCAAAUUGCUGACGAUAAAGUGGCGCUUGUUAUUGGUAAUCGCGAUUAUAUUAACCUUCCUCGUGGUGAAAGUCCUUUGGUACACACCUGCAGCGAUGCCAGAACAAUAGCUUCCAUUCUGAGACAGAAAUGUAUGGGCUUCAAAGUCAUUUCAUUGAUAAAUUUAACGCACAGCGAAAUGAACAAGGCCAUAGAUAUUUUUUGCGACCUUUUAGGAGAAAAUGUCUAUGGAUUACUGUAUUUCGCCGGUCAUGGAUUUGAAGACCGAGGUCAAAACUACAUUGUUCCUAUAGAUGCUGAGACGGACUGGACUCCAGAUAGAGCUAUAUGUGUUCAAGAAAUCCUACUCAGAAUGCACGAAAAAAGAACGUCUUUCCACCUUUUCUUGCUAGACAUAUGUAGAAAAAUGACGAAUACAAAAGAUGCUUAUCCAGUAACGACUUACCCUUUUCCUCAUGAGGCCCAAGUUGUGUAUGGUUUUGCAACGAGUCCAGGGCACGAAGCCUAUGAACGUAAGAGUGACGCGAAUGGAGUGUACAUGAAGCACUUGGUGCGCAGUAUUAUGAUCGAUAAAAAGGUAGAAGAUGUUCUCUCCCUGGUUGCUGCAGACAUUGAAGCCGAAGUAGAAGAUGAUGAAUACGUAUCCAGAAUGCGUCCCCAGUAUUACAGUAAAACAGCUCGUGCAUACAGCUUGAUGGAUCCAGUCAGAGAGAAUUCGCCGAUGUCUCAACAAAGAAGUGAAAAAUGGCUUUACAUGCAUAAACUCCCACAGAAACAAGUGCUGGAGUAUCGAGGUAUUAAGCUAGAGAUUCGAUUUGAACACACAAACUGGCUAUCCAAUGUUAUUUUAGUGUGUUUGCGAGUAUUAGACCUUGGAGAUGCCACGAUGUGUGACGCCAAUCUCGCACACCUACAAAAAGAAUUUGAGGAAUGUCAUUUCCACCCUUCCACGACAAAUAUACUGAGGCAUGUUGUUCCGCCUGAAACUGUAGCUCGAACAUGGCCUAUGAAUAACACGCCAGAACGUAUAGCCCCCGUUCCUGUGGAGCGAAUCAGUGAGAUCUAUAACAUUCAAAGACUCGAGAAGAACCUGACGCUGACGAUUGAGUUAAAAUACGUGAUGAAAGGAAGCCAAGAGGAGCAAACAAAAUAUGAAAUCAAAGCUUUCAAUCUGAAAGAGUUUGGCAUGGCACACGUAUUUAGUUAAAUGAUGUUCACUUUAUAUCCAAGGCUGCAUGUACAAAGUAGCUUUCGAAAACCUGCUGCGAUGGUUGCACGUCUGUAUUCCUUCAUCAUAUUCACAAAUCUCAAGCACUGGCAGUCUUUUGUCAAUAUUAAUUUAAGGAAAGCUAUAAUUAGACUUUUCUCUCUCUUCAGUUUUUAGUGCUAGAUUUCAUUCCAAAGAGAAUAAAAUAGCAAAAAUAUGGUCAACAUGUUAGUUCAUGUGACAAAAGAAAGCAAAGGAUUCAAAACUCUUUCAGUUGAACCGUACUACUGAUAUAAACACAAUGCUCCUUUUCCACCCCCAAUAACAACACGUACACUGUGAUAAUAACAGUGGCGGAUCCAGGGGAGAGGUGCAGGGGGUGCGCACCCCUCUCUGGUUCGACUUUGUCCCCCUACUUCAAAGAUUUGACCAGUACAAAAUAAUAUUUUUUCCCUUUGAUUCUAAGGGGUGCACCCCUCCCUGGGUUAACUGUGUGUGCUGCAACCCUUCCUGAACAAAUUUCUGGAUCCGCCCCUGAAUAAACAAUCCCCUGAACCUAUUUGCUAAAGAAUAAAUAGAUUAUAAUGUUAUGAAAAUGAUACAAUUUUCCUUUUUAUGUAGAUUUUAGGUCUAAAGAAUCAUUUGAAUGUUUUAAGAACCAAUUUGCUCAUAUUUGACUGUAUUUUCAAUGUGCACGUAAAUGCUCCAAGAGCCUGUUUGUUGUGUGCAAAGACAAAUAAAUAUCUUUGGUUUGAGUA